Messenger RNA from Chelmon rostratus (copperband butterflyfish), 7921 nucleotides. RefSeq names its product supervillin a (gene svila). The record is from RefSeq and is a predicted model, not a curated record. The transcript has 40 exons. Bases 118 to 7053 code for a protein of 2311 amino acids. Gene Ontology annotation, molecular function: phosphatidylinositol-4,5-bisphosphate binding; actin filament binding. NCBI's taxonomy places the organism in Eukaryota, Metazoa, Chordata, Actinopteri, Chaetodontiformes, Chaetodontidae. Gene Ontology annotation, biological process: actin polymerization or depolymerization; actin filament severing; cytoskeleton organization. Gene Ontology annotation, cellular component: actin cytoskeleton; cytoplasm.
CAAACUGCUUUUUCUAGCUGCAUCACCUCUUAGGCAGCUGCCCCUCUUUUUGCCCCUUCUUUUCCAUUUCUUUCACCUAUUUUCUGUCUGACCCUCUCCCCUGACUUUGCUGCCAAAAUGUAUCGGAACCCGUGGAUCUCGAAUUACCUGACUCACGUCAAGUUUUGCAGCCAAGGACUUGCAAGUGAGACCCCCAUUAAACUAAGCAAUCCCAGAUUGCUCCAGAAGAGAUCUCUGAGCUUCCAGAAAGAAUUCUCCUUCGACGAAAAAGACGACUCAGCCAAAAGCACCAAGGAUAUAGAUGUUAGUCUCUUGGCCAGUCUUCCCAAAGUCUCUGAAUUAAGGAAACGAUUUGAAGGCAUUACCACAAGCGCAAGUGACUGGGAAAUGAACAGAAAGGAACGUAUUGCUCGGCGGUUGGAGGGCAUAGAGGGUGAGGUGCAUCCAUCUCUGCUGCCUAGCUUGGUGGCCAACCGCCUUCUGGAGGAGGACACGCCACGAUACACCCGGGCCUCUGACCCCUGUGAGCCCUGUGGUGUUACAGUCCAGCGGUAUGGCACGGAAGGAUUUGAAAACCCAGAAAUGCAGUUUACGGCUCCAGAGCGCCCAUCCAGAGCACGAUGCAGACCUGAACCUCCGUCCUCCAUCCACACAGAACCUGUCUACAGUUCUCGGGCACUGGUCGUGGAGCCUGAGUCUAAAGCCGAACGCAUUGCCCGCUACAAGGCUGAGCGGCGCAGGCAGCUGGCUGAGCGGUACGGCAUCUCUUUGGAUCAGGAGCCGGACUUGGACUGUCCCUCCCGCUACGAUCGCACCAGGAAAGAGUCAGAAGGCUCAGAGAGGCGAAACAGAGCGGAGUCAGUGGGGGAGGAAGGGAGGGAUAUCACCCUGACAUCUUACACCAGUACCUCUGCCACAAGCCCAAGAGCGGGACGCAAAGCCCCACAGCACAGCCACCCCGACCCCAGUUACGAGAUGGGUCGAAGCAGAGUGGACUCGUUCUCAGAGAGGGAGAGGCUGAUGAACCUGGAGAAUCAACGCCGAGCAGCUCCUCCUGAGCCACCAUCCUCUUCCUCAUACAUGGAUGUGACAUCAUUGUCCUCAGCCGCCAGGGUGUCUGCUAAGGACCACUCAGUCACAGGGAUGCCACCCAGUUCCCCCAGGCUGAGCAGGCACCCUUCCCUCUCCUCACCCAAACACGGGGUUUCUCCUGGGGACCUAUUCAUCGAGCAGCAGGCCCACAACAUCCUCAGCAGACAGGGAAUCAGAGUUAGGGAGAGGCUUGCCAGGGAGGAGGGCCGCCAACGCAGCCCCGAGCUGGGAAAUGUUGCAGAAACGUCGGCGUACCGCAGACAAUUUCAGCACCAGACCCAUCCUUCCUCACACUACCACACAGACCCACUGGGCCCCCAACAGGGUUACUCCCAUCCCCACCAUCACCCUGUGGCACAGCUAUCUCGACCUGGGCCAGUGGGAGGACAGGAAGUUGGCGGUUACACCAGUUACCUGUCCAUGGCGUCUGGUCCUGCAUCCAGAGCCGGGCAGCAGCAGCAGCCCCAGGAGGAAGAGACUGAGGAGUCAGAGGAUGUGAGGACAGAGGGCCUUCUGAGGAGCAGGAAAGCAGUGUUGCCCUCUGAGAUCCGCCGCAGGGAGAGGAGCACUGAGGACCCGUGGAGAGGUAGAGGGGAAGAGGAGCUAGGAAUGUCCAAGGUGCUGAGUCUCAGCCAGGCAAGGGAGGCUGAGGCAGAGAACCCUGUGAGAGGAGGACACAGAGGGAGAGCCAGAUGGGAUGAAACAGAGCACACCUCCCAUCUGCAGACAUCAGAGAGCAGGCCCAGAGAGCGUGAAAAUGCCAUUUAUAUCCACAAAGGGUUGGCUACCACCCACAUCCAGCCCAGAGCGGCACAUGCAGGUCCAGGGAACUCCACCUCCAGCGCAGCCCUGAACCGCUCGGUGUCAGAUACAGGAGAUCCACGAGUGCCCAUUCAGAGGAACCUGCAGCACCAGGCCCACUACCCCCGAGAGGUCAGGGAGGGUGAGGCUUUCAGUAACCGAGAGAGUCAGCAUGACGCCCGGGUGUCUGUGGCCCAGCUCAGACACUCCUACAUGGAGAGCACCACCACCCCACCAACCAGUCGCAGGAAUGAGCUGUCCUGUGUGAGUUCAGAGUUUGCUUCCACUGAAGCUGAUGAAGAGAAGCUCGAUGAACGAGCCAAGCUGAGCGUAGCAGCCAAGCGCUCUCUCUUCAGGGAACUGGAGAAGAGCAUUGACGGCGCAGCACCUACAGCAAGGUCCAGGAACGCAGCGGUGGACAGGAGACUAAGACGGACACAAGACCGAUCCAGAACUCAGCCAGUCACCACUGAGGAAGUAGUCAUCGCUGCCAGCGUCCCCACUCACGUGCCACAAACAGUGAGCGUUCACACUGCUGUAGCACGUGUCCCCAGCCCCACCCUAGUUUGCAGCACUGUCCCGCCGUACAGCCUGCAGGCAGCCUUGCAGCAGAGCGCCACCGCCCAGGAGCCGGUGUGGGAGGCCCGGCAGGUGCAGGAUAUCCAGGAGAGCCAGGGCGUUGAGCCGGUGUCCACAAUGCAGGGCCAGGGCCAGGGCCAGGGCCAGGGCCAGGGCCAGGAGGAGCCUGACCUCUGCACCCUCAGCUUGGCAGAGAAGAUGGCCCUGUUCAACAGACUGGCUCAGCCUCCCACCAGGGUAACCCGCACCCGAGGGGACACUCGCCAGCGCAGGGCCAACGCUCGCUACCAGACGCAGCCCAUAACACUGGGAGAUUUGGAGCAGGAGUCUUCAGACAUAGACAUCACUGAUGAACAGGAGCUGUGUGACAGCCCAGUAGAGCACCUGCAACUUCAGAACGGCACAGGCUCUCGGUUCGAGCACCUCCCUGCUUCAUCCUCCUCCUCUGCUCUGAGAGCAGGAGGCACCGUCUCCACUGACCACGCCGGAGACAUCCACAUAACCAGAGCAGCGACCCGGCUUGAACCCCUCCCUCCCUCCAGCUCCGCCACGUCUCUGCCCCCCCGCCAUCCAGACGGACCAACCUGCAGGUCCCAGGACGCCGUGGACCACCAGAGGCCCCGAAUCUUGUCUGAGGAAGAAGACAGAGCUGAUCUGGGAGGAGGGAAAAGGAAGCUGCCCUCUCCUCAGGGAGCGGUCAAGCAGGCCGCUCUGCCCCAGCCCCAGACUGGAAGAGAGAGGAGGGGGGAGGAGGAGGAGGAGCUACAGUGGCUGACCAGACAGGGGGGGGCCGUGCAGAGCUCAAAGAGCCACAUGCUCCAGGAGUGGCAGGAGGCGUAUCUUAGGGAGGAAGGACAGUACCGAGACCUUCAGAGGAGCAAGGCCAUCAGUGGAGAGCCGCCGGAGUCCACUGCGCUAACAUCCAGAGCAGCAUCUGGUUUGCCCAGGAGUGAGUGUCAGCCUCCAGCGGCAGACACACACACGGACGACAGCGGACACACACCGGGCCUGGUGGAGCUCGAGCAGGGAGACGAGCUGAGCGACAUGAUGACGGCCAGACACAUGUCCAUCAAAGAGAGGGUGGCUUUGUUGAAGAAGAGCGGUGAGCAGGACUGGAGGAACAGGAUCAAUAGGAAGCAGGAUGUGGUGAAGGCCGCCGCGGCUGAACAGCAGUCUCAGCUCUGGGAGGUGGAGCAGAGCUUCCAGGCGAAGGGCGAUGAUGCACUGAUGAUGAUCGAUGAGUUUGCUGUGUCCGACCAGCUAUGGAGAAUAGCUGAGGCUGAGAUGGAGUGCCAGAGCAUCGAGGCUCACAUGUCCAUCCAGGAGAGGAAGCAGCUGAUCGUAUCCCAAGAGGAGGCCUGGAAAACCAAAGGCCACGGAGCCGCCAACGACUCCGCCCAGUUCACCGUGGCUGCACGCAUGAUGAAGAAAGGGCUUGCCUCCCCCUCAGCCCUCCAGUCUCAAGCAUCGUCCAAACCCAAGAGCAGCUGCCCUGCCAUCUCCAAACCACAGGAAGAGAUCAAGGCCGUACCGGAUCUGAACCUGGAGUCGGACAUAAAGCUGGAUAAACUGGAGUCAUUCCUCGGCAAGCUGAACAGCAAAGUGUCUGGACUGCCAGAAGCGACCAUCACAGUCACAGAGAAGAAAGUAAAGGAAGUGAUGACCCUCGAAGAUGAAACAUUUUCCAAGUUCUACCGCCAAGUGGAGGAGCUCCCUGCCACUGCCAACAAGGUGGAGAUAGACGACGACUUUGACGCCAUCUUCGGCCCCCAGGUGCCAAAGCUGACCUCGGAGAUGGUGCAGCACAAGCGAGCGGUGCGCCCGGCCCGUAACGUCCAGGCGUCGAGGAACCCUCUGAAGAUGCUGGCCGCCAGGGAGGACAUCAGACACGAGUACACGGAGCAGAGGCUCAACGUCGGCCUGUUGGAGAGCAAGAGGAUGAAGGCUGAGAAGAUGAAUAAGAACUCUGGUUUUUCUGACGUGGCUCUUGCCGGUCUGGCCAGCAAGGAGAACUUCAGUAACGUCAACCUGCGCAGCGUCAACAUCUCCGAGCAGAUGUCCAACAACAGCGCUGUGCCUUACAAGAAACUCAUGCUGUUACAGGUCAAAGGCCGACGGCACGUCCAGACCAGGCUGGUGGAGCCCAGAGCGUCCUCCCUGAACAGCGGCGAUUGUUUCUUGCUCAUCACACCACAUCACUGCUUCAUCUGGACAGGAGAGUUUGCCAACGUCAUCGAGAAGAACAAGGCUUCAGAGUUAGCAAACUUCAUCCAGAGCAAGAGAGAUUUGGGUUGCCGUGCUAGCUAUGUCCAGGUCAUCGAGGAGGCCGUCAACACGCACAGCCAUGCUGCCAAGGAUUUCUGGAAGAUUCUGGGAGGGCAGUCGAGUUUUCAGUCUGCAGGGACGCCAGAUGAAGACGAGCUGUACGAGGGCGCCAUUGUGGAGACGAACUGUAUUUACCGCCUGAUGGAUGACAAACUGGUUCCAGAUGAUGAUUUUUGGGCCAAGAUGCCCCGCUGUUCCCUGCUCAACCCCAACGAGGUUCUGGUGUUUGACUUUGGCAGCGAGAUGUACAUUUGGCACGGGAAGGAAGUGACGCUGGCGCAGAGGAAGGUGGCCUUCCAGCUGGCCAAGCACCUGUGGAACGGCACCUUCGACUACACCAACUGUGACAUCAACCCGCUCGACCCGGGCGAGUGCAACCCACUCAUACCCAAGAAAGGUCAGGGCCGGCCCGACUGGGCAGUGUUCGGCAGGCUGACUCAACACAAUGAAACCACCCUGUUCAAAGAGAAGUUCCUGGACUGGAGCGACUCCAGGAAGACACCCAGUCCCACAAAAAACACCAAUGACCACAUCACUGAUCAGAAGGAGCAGUCCACCUCUGAUCAGCCCCAUGCGUACGACGCCUCCCUGAUGCUGGCCCUCCAUCAAGGACCCGUCUCCACCAGACUGGACGGGUUCAAUGUUGGCCGGGGCUACGGCCUGGUGGAGGCGGAGGAUUGGCGGAGCUACGAGAUCAGCACACUUGCGGUGGAGGUGUGGCACAUCCUGGAGUUCGACUACAGCCGCCUGCCGCGCCAGAGCAUCGGCCAGUUUCACGAGGGCGACACAUACGUGAUGAAGUGGAAGUACAUGGUCAGCACUGCAGUUGGGAGGAGGCAGAACCCGGAGCAGCUUAAGACGGCGGGGCCCGGGAAGGAGAAGUGCUGCUACUUCUUCUGGCAGGGCCGCAACGCCACCGUCAGCGAGAAGGGAACAUCAGCGCUGAUGACGGUGGAGCUGGACGAGGAGCGGGGAGCACAGGGACCUUCCUUUGACCUCAGUGUAUUUCAGGAGGUCAGUAGAGGGGACUGGACAUUCCUGGACCACAGGGAAAUAAUCUACUCUCCUGUAACCAGCAUAGACCGAUCCAUGGCCUCCCCCUCCCAGCGGCUUCAGCUGCUGGUUCAGGUCCAGCAGGGUAAGGAGCCGCCGUGUUUCCUGCAGUGCUUCAAAGGCGGGAUGGUCGUCCACUCAGGGAAGAGAGAAGAGGAGGAGGAAAACUCACAGAAUGACUGGCGUUUAUACUGUGUGAGGGGUGAGGUGGAGGUGGAGGGCCACCUGCUGGAGGUAGCAUGUCACUGCAGCAGCCUGCGCUCCAGGGUCUCCAUGGUGCUGCUGAGCGUGAGCCAGGCCCUCAUCUACCUGUGGCAUGGCUGCAAGUCUCAGACACACACACGGGAAGUGGCACGCACGGCCGCCAACAAAAUCAAAGAGCAUUGCCCGCUGGAAGCUGGCCUCCACAGCAGCAGCAAAGUGACCAUCCGGGAAUGUGACGAGGGAGCAGAGCCCGCGGGAUUCUGGGAACCCCUCAGCAGGAGGGACAGGAAGGUGUAUGACUGCAUGCUGCAAGACCCAGGGAGGUUUAACUUCACACCACGUCUGUACCAGCUGAGCAGCAGCUCAGGGGAGUUUGCAGCUGUGGAGUUUCUCUACCCUGCCAGAGACCCCAAGCUUGUCAACUCUAUGCCUUUCCUGCAGGAGGACCUCUAUGCAGCUUCUCAGCCAGCCCUGUUCCUGGUGGACAACCACCAUGAGGUGUACCUGUGGCAGGGCUGGUGGCCUCAGGACAGCGAAAGCACCGGCUCAGCCCGAAUCCGCUGGGACUCAGACAGGAAGUGUGCCAUGGAGACUGUGCUGCAGUACUGUAGAAAAAAGAAUGAGAAGAAGCCUCCCAAAGCGUAUCUGAUCCACGCUGGUCUGGAGCCCCUCACCUUCACCAACAUGUUCCCCAGCUGGGAGCACAGAGAGGACAUCGCUGAGAUCACUGAGAGGGAGGCAGAGGUGUGUAACCAGAUUAUUCUAGUGGAGGACGUGUUGGCCAGGCUCUGUAAGACCACAUACCCCCUGGAGGAUCUUCUGGCCCGGCCGCUGCCUGAAGGCGUUGACCCUCUUCGCCUGGAGGUCUACCUGUCCAAUGAGGACUUUGAGGGUGUAGGGGCUUAUGGGAAGAAAGCCCUGGAGAUGACCAGAGAGGAGUACGCGGGUUUGCCUGGCUGGAAGCAGGUGAACUUGAAGAAAGCCAAAGGACUUUUCUAAAUGUUUGAGCAGACCCGAAGACAUCAGAAACAGCCACCAGGAGGUUACUGUCUGUGUUUCCAUCUGGAUGCAACAGAGGCUCACAGGCAACCUGUCCUGAGCCAGCCUUCUGAUGGUGGUGUGAGGACAGAUGAGGGGAGUGAUGAAGGUGUGGAAGUGGUGAGCAGUGAAUGAGACGUGUGCCAGCUUCUUGUGCUGCAGAUUCCCUUCCCGUCUGCGUUGGUAUUUUGCUUGUGUAAGUAGGAGACGAAUGUAGGCGGCUGCACCUCUGAGUGGACGUGUUAAUAGUUCUUUAAAGUCACACUCUGUUAAUGUUUGUACAUAUGUACCAUACACAGAACAGCCAGUGCCGUUACGUUGUCAGCCAUGCAGCCGUCUGUCAGAGUGGGAGCAGGCCGGUCAGCCUGUUCAACACACUCAGACUCUCUGUAUGCUUGUGCAUUACGAAUAAUUUAUAUUUAUAUCAAAUCCAUAUAGGAAUUUUUUUUUAAAGCUCCAUAAAUAUUCACUAAGCUAAAACGAUUGAAUAAACUGUAUAAUGAACGCUGAGGAGGUUUGUGUCAUAUGUUAAUAAAUUCUGGAUAUUACAGAAGCUCUCUCCCGCUGUACAGUUCAGCAUUUGCCAUUACAAAUCAAAUGAUGCAGCUUUGUUUGGACGUGUCUCGUUUAAUUAUUAUUUGAAAUAGAAGAGAGGUUAGAGGCUCGAUUACAGGCAAUGAUGGAGCGGUGAUUAAAUGUAUUUGAUUUUUAAAUCCCACAGUGUAUAGUGCCUUGCUUUGUGUACAGUUUGUAUACAGAUCCUAGUCUGCAUUUUGAAGACUUUUUGUGAUAUAAAGAAAUAUUAGAGAAAUAAACCCUGAAAGUUGGA